AUGGUCACAACAAUCAAGGAAGGAGUGAAUGAUCCAAAAAUAUUAUCAAGUCAACAAUCAAUUCAAUUUGAUCAACUACCGGUGGAAAUUUUAAACAGGAUCGUGUAUUGGCUAUCCAAUGCUACACUAAUUUUAGAAUCAAAUUCAACAGGAAAGUUUCCUGCUUUUACAUAUAUAGUCAAUAGCGAACGAUGCGGAGAUUGUUAUCAAGAUUUGUUAUCCCUUUCUUCGACCAAUUGCUAUUUUAGACAAUAUUUGGGUGCCACGAUAUUCAGAAAUGUUAGUCUAGUUAGAUUAAAUCAAGUUGACUCAUUAUUAUGCAGCCCCAAAUCUCGAGAGUUAUUCAGCGAUAAGAAAUCAUAUCAGCGUGAGUUUUUACUGGAGUUAAUCAUGAAAAAUAUUCAGAAUUGCGGUAACAGUGAUUUGGCAAGAUCUGGAUAUAAGCUACACUAUUUUGGUGAUCGAAGUUUUAGGAGUAAAUAUCAAGAAUUAUUGUGUAUUUGCAAUUAUGUGACAUAUUUGGAAUGUGACAACUCAUUCCUAUCAGGAAAAGAACCACAAUUAUUUGUUAAUUUGAAAGAGUUGAAAGUUUUGGAUGAAGCUGUGGAAUCACCGAUCUCACAAGAAUUGAAUUUCCCUUCUAUAUCGUACCUCGCAGUUCAUGUUCAAACAUUACAAUCAACGAAAGGGUUGUUAAAUACAUUGACAAAUUUAAGACGAUUGGAUCUAUUUGUUGCAUACGGGGACAUUCCUAAUGGACAAGGUCUUCAACGAAUUUUAUAUCAUCUCAAUCAAACUAAGGUUCGAAUAGAAGAAUUUGUUUUAAUUUUGGAUAAUGCAUAUACAAUCAUUUAUGCCGAUACUAUUCGAUUGUUACAAUCGAUAAAAACAUCAAAUCUAAACAAAUUAGCUAUUCGGGUCAACAGGAGGAAAUCUUUACCCAUUCAUUGUGAUAAAAAUUACGAAGUAUACUCUGAAUAUGUCGGAGAGGACUUAUUGUCAGUGUUUCAACAGCCGCAACAUUUGAUCAUCGAUGUUUCAGUGCUCAAAUCGAUCAAAUUUCAUCCUAACUCAAUAAAUUCAGGAAAUUUACAAAAUAAAAAUCAGAAAAGUAAAAAAUUGACAAUUGUUGACCGGACUAUUACUGGACCUCAAAUUUCGCUUGAUUUCAAAGAGAAAUUAGGAGUUGUUGUGAGGUCUUGUGGAGUUACAAAAUUUUCAUUUCAAUAUGGAGAAUCACUAGAAGAAAGUCACCUUCAUGUUUUAAAAAUUGUUACUGACUUUGUUCAAUGGAUGGUCAACCCUAUAUUAAACAAAAAUGUAGGGUAUCUAGGUUUGAAAAAGAUUCUGAUUGAAAAAUGUUGGGGGUAUACGGAUGAUUCCAUAAUUAGGGAAUAUUUGAUGGAUAUGAUCGAAUCAGGAAAGCUUAGUCAUAAAAUAAAUUCGACUAAAAUUUGGACUAAAACUCCGUUUAAUUCACCUAGAUAUAAAAUUAAAGAUUCGUAUAAUAUUUUUUAUAGUAAACUGUCUGGGUUUUCUGUUAUGGAUAAUAAUGGUUAUUUUAUCGGGACGAGUCAGCAAACAAUUGAUAAAGCAAGUUUUGUUACUUCUAACGAUUCGAAAACAGAUGGCGAUGCAGGUGAUUGCUUCUGGAGUAUUGAAGCAUCAUUGUGUGACUUUGAACAAUAUUCGACUCGUCAAAGAAAGACUCUUUUGUCAUCUUGA
Messenger RNA from Lodderomyces pseudojiufengensis, 1725 nucleotides. RefSeq lists its product as uncharacterized. The transcript has a single exon. Bases 1 to 1725 code for a protein of 574 amino acids. Lineage: Eukaryota; Fungi; Ascomycota; Pichiomycetes; Serinales; Debaryomycetaceae. The record is from RefSeq and is a predicted model, not a curated record.